GCCACCUGAGCGAGGGAGUCAGGUCAGUUAAAUGUCGCUAUUUUUGCCGUAAACGUGGGCGUCGUGCUGCGAAUAGCCGAGAGAGAAGCUCAGGGGGCGGGGAACCCGUGGCGUUACGGCGGGAUGGCCAGCACGGCGAUAAAUUCCCCACCGCCUUCCUCCGCUGUCAGCACUUUGUACCAACUCUCCGCCUCCAUGGUGAACUCCUUGAGAGUCGCAGCCGUCCUCGAGCGGCUCUCGAUGCACCUCGCUGCUCCUCCCGACCCUGCUAGCACUCAGCAUGCCCACGGCGUCGAGUACUACAAUCUCCUGCUCUCACUCGCCAGAGGGAUUGAUUACGCAGUAGCAAACAAUGAUAUUCCAGAGAAGGUUGCACAUAUACCGGAAUUACUCAAAGAGAUUUGCCGACGGAAAAGUGAUGCUUGCUCACAAGCACUCGUCAUGGUAUUGAUGAUCUCUGUUAAGAAUGCUUGUAAGGUUGGAUGGUUUCCGGAGAAGGAGAGGCAAGAGCUCUUCGCCCUCUUUGAUGAUGUCGGAAGCUGCUUCUACAAUCCAAGAGAUAUUAGUGAAACCUAUGAUUCUCUUUAUACAAUUUCAACAAUUUUUGAGAGAUACUAUCCACAAAUGAAGAUUGGUGAGAUACUUGCAACACUUGAAGUAAAGCCUGGAUAUGGGGCCUAUGUCAGCGAUUUUCACGUUUCGAAGAAUACAGCACAUUCUCCAGAUGAAAAGAUAAGAUUACUUGUGGCGCAGACAGAUAAGCUGGGGACUUCUGCCUGCAUAAUAAGCCCUCCACAAGUAAACUUUCUCUUAAAUGGAAAAGGGGUGGACCGGAGAACUAAUAUUUUCAUGGAUACUGGGCCUCAAAUGCCCACUAAUGUUACGUCAAUGCUCAAGUAUGGAACCAAUCUUCUCCAAGCUGUGGGCCAGUUCAAUGGCCGUUGUUUGAUAGCUCUUGCUUUUAUGAGUGUGACGUCGCCACUUGAUUCUAGUGAGCUGAAAGGUUAUGUUUCACCAACUUUAGCUGCGCAAGAUUCAGACUCUGAAAUUAUUGAGGGGCCAUCAAGAAUAUCUCUAAAUUGUCCCAUUAGCCGUUCACGUAUUAAAGUUCCUGUGAAAGGACACUCAUGCAAACAUCCUCAGUGUUUUGAUUUUAGUAAUUUUAUCGGCAUAAAUUCAAGACGGCCAAUGUGGCGCUGCCCGCAUUGCAAUCAGUAUGUUUGCUUCACUGAUCUCUGCAUUGAUCAAAACAUUGCUAAGAUCCUCAAAGAGGUGGGUGGUGAUGUCACUGGCGUCAUGAUCUCUGCUGAUGGGUCAUGGAAGGCUGUCAUGGAGAGCGACGGUGAUUUUGAUAUCAUACACAAUAAGAUCUCUACGGCAGAAGGAUCUACUGACCCUCCACCUGUAAGUGAUGUUUUUGACCUUACAGAGGACAAUGAUGAGAUGGAUGUUACUGUCAACAUUGAAGAUGAAGACACGAAACCACGGGGUUUAAACCAGACUCACAUUGUCAACCGUGAUCCUGUUCAUCCAGAAGGCGACUUCUGGUCGGGAGCUCUUGCAGGGCCAACAAAUUCAAAUGCAGGGUUGGACCCACAAGUUGCCGGUGGUGGAGCAUUUGAGCCAAUUAUGCUUUCAAACCUCACAUCUCCUGCUAUUACUGAUUCCAUUUCUUCAGCACUCAAUAAUCAAGGGUUUCAUGGGCUCAGGAAUAUCAGUUCCGGGGAGUCAAUAUUGCAAAGUCAGCUCUCUGCUGCAAAUACUUUGCACUUACAGCAGUCAGUAAUGGUAAAUUCCAUUCUGAAUAACGAGAAUGGGUAUGGGAACAGGCAGCCAAUUCCAGUGAAUGUGACUAGAACUCCGACAGCAGUGCAAGCCCUGCCAGUUCAGCACCAAACACCAAAUCCGCUGCUGAGAUCAAGAAGUGAUAUGAACCCAGUGAUCCUAAACAGUUCUUCCAUAGCUUCUACUGCCACCCUUCCUCUGGCCCAGCAGCAAUUUUUGAGAUCUAUUCCAUCUUCAUCUCCAUCGUCACUUCACCCAGCCAGGACACUGCAGCAGGCUACGAAUCGCUCGGCUAGUCCUGCUCUGCAACAGCGUCCCAAUCAACUCCAAGCUUGGCCUGGAACAUCCACUGGACUCUUUAUGGGAUUCCAAAACCAACAUCUACAGCAAGCCCUGAACCAGACCAUGCUGCCUCCAAUGAGCCAGUCCCCAACUACCCCCAGAUACCCCAUGACUCGUUUUCAGACUCCAUUGGUCCAAACACCCACGACAAGUGGGGCCCCACAUUCGAGAUUCCAGAUUCCCUCUCAUCAAGGUAAUCCUUCCCAUAGGCAGCAUGCGCCACCUCCACAGAUAGGGAUUUCUCGACCUCCUGGCUUUAGAGCGCCUACACCGAGCGAGGAGCAAAGAGGGAACAGCACUGCAGGAGGUCAACCAUCCCCGAGGGUUGAUGGGUCGGGAGAUUUGGCAUCGGAGCAGAACUGGCGGCCUGCAGGCCGGAUGCGAGGUAGCAUAACUGGGCGACCUUUCUCAGAUGAAAUUAGCCAGCUCGUGAUUCAACCGACACAGCCAACUCGACCUAGUGGAUCGCUAGCACCAUCAAAUCCCGUCUCCGCCUCUUUGAGCGCUCCACCCCAUUUGCGGGCUUCAAUGUCAAAUAACAAAAAUACUAGCACAGGUGAUGCACAAAAAAACCAGUAACGGAAACUUAGCUAUUUCAUGGGGUGAAGAAGAUCGGGUUUCUGCUUGAGCUGUGGUACCGAUUAGAUUGUAUAUGGGUUAGUCGAUCGGAUCACAUGCAGUCAGAACUAGCUUUUGACAUCAUGAAGGCUGCUUCUACGUGGUUGGGGUGUUGAAAUGUUGUUUAUGUUCUGGGUUAGCUUUACGGGUUAAUCUCGAACAUGACUUGGGGGGGGGGGGGUGGGGGGAUGGUGGUUCACAAUCACGCAUGCAUGCUAACGCAGGUGACUGUUUGCUAUGGGUCAGAAACACACAUGCUAACCUACGGGCAUAGGUUGUGUCUGUUUGCUAUGGCUGUUAUUAGCUGAGUGACUAUAGCUAAACAUUUGGUCGAUGCCCCGAUAUCUCUUUUGUAUGUAAAAAGUGUUUUGCAGUCUUGGGAUAUGUCUCCGUUUGGUCCACUAAUUUUGACGGUUUUGGUUAUGUCCAAUUUCGUCAUCAGGCCUUCGGGGAAAAGGUUAAUGCCAUCCUUCGGUCAUAUUUUAGCCACUAACGCUGUUGGCAAAAGUUAUUUUAUUUGAAGUCAAUCUAUGAGGGGAAAAAAAGAAAAAAAGAAAAAAAGAGAGAGAGACGUCAGUUCUGGACGGUAUAUGAUGUGGUAUUACAUAAUAAUUAUGUUACAGAUUUGAUACCAUUUGUUA
Molecule: messenger RNA, 3386 nt
Organism: Punica granatum (pomegranate)
Lineage: Eukaryota; Viridiplantae; Streptophyta; Magnoliopsida; Myrtales; Lythraceae
Source: RefSeq, a predicted model, not a curated record